This is a messenger RNA of Lentinula edodes (shiitake mushroom), 714 nucleotides long. Its product is annotated as B18 subunit of NADH:ubiquinone oxidoreductase. Gene Ontology annotation, cellular component: mitochondrion. The record is from RefSeq and is a predicted model, not a curated record. NCBI's taxonomy places the organism in Eukaryota, Fungi, Basidiomycota, Agaricomycetes, Agaricales, Omphalotaceae. Bases 115 to 345 code for a protein of 76 amino acids. The transcript has 5 exons.
AAACAAAACUCCUUCCUUCCCGACGCAUCCGAAUCGUGGAACGAGUGUCAAAGCCUUUGAGUUCUUCUAAAUAGUAAUACCCUGCCUAGGAAACCCGUGAAGACUUACUGCACUAUGAGCCCUACAACGCUCGCUACCCCGGAGGAGAUGAAAGCCGCCAGGCUCCCAUUAGGAUGGAGGGACCAAUGUUCUGCCCUUCUAAUUCCGCUGAACAUCUGCCGCAGAGACAAGAACUUCUUGCCUUGGGAAUGCGAACACGAGAAACAUGCAUAUGAAAAGUGUCAAUACGAUGACUACAUGCGCAGAAUGUCCGAACUAUCGAAGAGGAAGAGAGAGGAGGUGUGAGGCGGAAGAAUACCCGUAGACAUUGUAUACAUCGUCGAAAUCUAAACGCCUUGAGAGUGUACGAACGCCCGGUGUCUCCCCCGCCUACGGAAAAGUCACAAACGCGAAUACCAUCUUUACAAAGUUUCACGGACAACCCCUAGCACGUUCCUCGCAAAUUCCUGACAAUCAGAGCAUUGAUAUCGGAAGGAGCACUUCGAGCUUGCUUGAACGUUGGCUGUCUGUAUGUGGUCAGCGCUCUGAAAGGGAUGCGUGAAGGCGCAGGGCUAGGCAGAUCUACCUAUCAGGCUGAGAUAGAGGUGUCGAGGGGCACCUUGUUGUCGAUGUACUCAGACGAGGUGGGCACAACUAACGAGAUAAUGGAUGCAA